CAAUCUUAAUAACGGCUUAUAAAAGCAAAAAACACGUGCAGCCUUUCUCACUUACGUCGUAGUCUACCUGUAAAGAACAUCUAACUUACAACUUUUCUUUUGCUACGUAUAUAUAUCUCGGAUUCUAAUGCCGCGUGGGCGUGUUAGACAGCGAGGCGGCAGGGCUAGGGCAGGAAGGCCAGCCAGGGCAAACAGAAAUGCCGACGGCCAGCAGAAUGAAGCAGGCGGCCAGCAGAAUGAGGCGGAACGAGGCAAUAACCAUCCAAACACCCGCGGGCAGAAACGAAGAGCCGAUGACCUUGAGCACGCUGAAAGGACACCGCCACGUGGUCCGGCAGAGCCAUCAGAUAUAGAUGACGGAGGCAAUAUACUGUUACAGGAAAAUGCCGGAUACCACAUUACAAAUUUCUGUUGUAUCAAUGUUGAAUUCUGACGGUGUCACCAACUCAUGUACCCAGAGCCAUAAGACGAAUGCAAUUCAAAUGUGAAAACAGUAUAUUGUUGUGAAGACUGUGAUUUUAU
Messenger RNA from Mercenaria mercenaria, 522 nucleotides. RefSeq lists its product as uncharacterized. The record is from RefSeq and is a predicted model, not a curated record. Lineage: Eukaryota; Metazoa; Mollusca; Bivalvia; Venerida; Veneridae. The coding region runs from base 128 to 433 and encodes 101 amino acids. The transcript has 2 exons.